AGCCAUUUUGGCUCAAGCUUCGGCACAAUACCCUUCUGCCACCAGCCAGCAGUGCCCUCUGGAACAAGCAGCUCCGAAGGCCCCUGAUGGCGGUCCUGUCGCGCGUGGCGCUCGCGGUUGCCCUGCUCGCCUCCCCCGCCGCCGCAUACGUGGCCCCGAUUCCCAGCGAAGCCGCCCUGCAGCGUUCCGUCGCCUCGGCGGUCCAGCAGCAGCCGACACUCAUUGUGGAGGAGCUCGUGGAGGAGCCCACGGCGGACAGCACCACUUCUGGGGCGAUGCUCGGUGCGGCCGUGGCCAGCAUCGCUGGAGUGGUGGUCGGCUGGCUGCGCUCCAACAAGCAAAGGGCCGCCAGCGCCGCUGCAGCGUCGGCGGUGGCGCUCGUGGCUUCGGUUUCGGCUUCGCCAGCGCUGGCAGAGGUCGACUAUGUCAACAUCGAGUACCUGGGCGGCAGCAACAAGGUGGACAUCAACAAUGCCAACAUCAUGGCCUACCGCCAGUUCCCUGGCAUGUUCCCGACCGCCUCCGGCUGGAUCGGCACGCACGGCCCGUGGGAGAAGGUGUCGGACAUGCUGAAUGACCCCGAGCUCCCCGACAACUUGAAGCAGAUCAUCCAGAAGUACGAGAAGAACUAUGUUGCCUUCCCGGCCAAUCCGGCCUACUUCAUCGACCGAAUCAACAACGCCAUGUACCGGUGAGGUCACGCAGUCUGGCCAGUUCGUUCAGGAGGGUCUCGUUGGUGCAGGGGCCGAGUUGUGAGGAUCCCGUGCCCGCUCAAAUCUCCUUGCACCUUCACGCCUCUACCACGAAGGCUCAGGACACCCAAGCUAGGUGCCUGCAGCAGAAUUUGCUGUACCAUUCCUGGCUGGGUAGGAUGCUGACUGGCAUGCAGACUUUUUGAACAGGGGCGCCCGCAUCGAUUCGUGGGAGCAUCAGGAAGUUCUAGAACAAA
Molecule: messenger RNA, 949 nt
Organism: Prorocentrum cordatum
Lineage: Eukaryota; Dinophyceae; Prorocentrales; Prorocentraceae
Source: the annotation of a GenBank genome assembly